Messenger RNA from Klebsormidium nitens, 3119 nucleotides. Lineage: Eukaryota; Viridiplantae; Streptophyta; Klebsormidiophyceae; Klebsormidiales; Klebsormidiaceae. The record is from the annotation of a GenBank genome assembly.
CCUAUUUGUACGGUAGCUGAGCCUGACGCUGUGGCAAAUGCAGCCAAAAUGGCGGCAGCUAGGAUAAGCUUAGCACUGGUCAAUUGGUCAGCUACCAUCAUGCAUCAUGCAUCAUGCAGCUUCGUGCCCAUGCCAUAUUGAUCCAGCUCCUUUGAGUCCACCAUAGCCUCUUGCUUUGGGAGUAAAGAGAGCGAGAGGCCAGCAUUGAAGGAAGUUUCGACAGGACGGGUGGUCUGAAAGGGUGUCAUUCAGGUCCUGGUGGGACUCUGACUGUAACCAAGGCUAUCUGCCGAGUGCAAUCGUCUUAGACCUCAGACGAUUCUCCUCAAGGAGGGGCUUCUUGAACUCAAUGUGAAGAUUGGAUCACCGGCAUGGCUGAGGACAGAUCAAGGAAGCGAGACGUUGAUUCACCAUCAAAUUACACCAGGACUGAGAGCAGCAAGCAUGCUCGGGUAGAAGAUGAUCUUGAAACAGCGUCUAGCAGGCAGAGUGCUCAGCAAAAUAGCCCCUGUAAUCUAUCUAACGUGCCUACGGAACCGGAAGAAGUCCAGUUCUUUGUGAAAUCACUGAGUGGGGAGACUCUAGUGGUGAGAGAGCCAGUCACGAGAAGCUUGGAGGACCUAAAGCAAUCCAUUUUGCAGAGGUGGACUCAUGGAAGGUCCAGCCAGAUGUGCGAGGCGGCUGUUUUCUUCACUUGUGAAGGGAAGCACUUAUCCAAGGAGUGGCAGACCCUAGGAGGGGUGCCAGUCAGAGCAGGCAGCACGCUCGUAAUGCGGGUGCGCCUCCGCAGCACCAGUUGCAGAACAGUGGCUGAGCACAGUGCCAAGCUGCAAGAGCUCGCCAAGAAGAUGGUCCAGGGCCAGCGCACAGAUGCAAUGGUGGGGACAUUCCUAAUGACUCUGAACCUCCAUCUCCUGACCCCGGGCCAGAAGGAUCAUGAUGCAGAGCAUCGGGUUGCCACGUUUGUGGGGACAGGAGGACUGGAGGCCAUCACGUCACUACUCGGCAGCAACAGCUCGUUCGUCGCUCUCUACACCGUCCAACUGCUCUGCAAGCACCUGGCAGACGCCUCCCUUAUCGCCGUCCUGACUGGGUGGCACCUCCUUGACGCGCUUCUGGACCGCUGUUCUGACGCCGCCAGAUCGGAUAGCGUUUUGAGCAACUACCUGCGGGACCUUUUCAACCGCCUGUGUGGCCCAAGCGCGAUCCAGAAAACUUUCUUGCAGCUAACUUCCGACCAGAAUUGUGGGGGCGUGCGCUUUGCUGCAGUCUUUGCAAAAUUGGCAGCGAGGUUGGGGGUGCUAAUCCAGCGAGAUGCGGCUUGUCUGGGUCAGGGGUCGCCGCUGCCGGCGCCAGAGUUUCCUAGCUUAAAAGAAGUCUCGGGUGUUCUAGAUCGUCUUCAGCGUUCAGGUUAUCUUGACGAGCAGUACGAAAAGUGCCGUGAGGAGCUCUGUGUACAACUCAGCCCGGCCGUUGAAGCGCUGCUCGGUGAUGCGAUCGAGGCGACCGGCCAUCGAGAAUAUGCAAGGCAGAUUGUGGCUGCGGCUCUAGAUCCUACAAAGCAACGUGCCAUUCCAUUGAGCCGCUCCUUGACGCUCCGAGGGCUGCCACCGACGUUCUUCGAGCACCUGGUUGGCUGCCUGCGCGCGCUCACGAAAGCCGCAAGCGGAAGGCCUGAUCUAGAGGCGAAAGUGCGGGAUUUGCUCUCCGAAAACUCAAACCCUCUGGAAGAUUUGCUAACGCUUCAAGUGCCGGGCACAUUCACCGCUUCCGAGCAUCUGCGGUGUGUUUUUGAGCUGCCCUACCGGGAUCUGUGGCCGCUGCACCUCAAGGAGAGUUGCUUGAGGGACUAUCUUCCGUUCCCGCUUCCGGUGUCCGGGCAUCGGGUCGACGUGAGGCGGGGGUCUCAGACGCUGGCGGACGCGUUUAGCGGGAUCGAGGAAGGCUUCGACGCACGCACGCUGAGCAUGGGCAUCGUUGCGAGUUUCCAGAACGAGGCGGGGCUAGGUCCGGGCGUAAUCCGCGAGUUCUUCACAGUGGUCAGCCGAGAGCUCUUCAAUCCAGAAUUCGCCCUGUUUCGCACCGCCCCCGCCGACCGCAACCGCCUGUUCCCCAACCUCAACUCCGAUGUGAAUCCCGGGCAUCUCUCCUACUUCCGCUUCUGUGGCCGGUUCAUCGCUCUGGCCAUCGCCCACGAGAUGCCGUUGGGAAUCACGCUCUGCUCGGCGCUCGCGCAUGGGCUUCUGAGGCGCCCGGGAGAGUCCCCCGGGGGGCAGAGUGUGGGGCACUUCGCGGCCCGGGACAUCGACCCCGAGCUGUUUGAGUCGUGCGAGCGGCUGCUGCAGCUGCCGGAGAGCGAGGUUGCGCAGCUCGGCCUGACUUUUGUGUACACGACUGAGCGCUUGGGGGGCCAUACCGAGCAGGAGCUGUGCCGGGGGGGCCACGACAGAGAGGUGACCGCCAAAAAUCGGGCGGAGUUUGUCAACCUGAAGGUCCGGAAGCAGCUGUUGGAACCUGUGCGCCCGCAGAUUGCUGCUCUGAGGGAGGGCUUACAAAGUCUGCUGUGUCAUGGCGGCAAAGAAUGGCGGGAAGCGUUUGGCAUCUUGACGGAGGAGGAAUUCAACUCCUUGCUACACGGCUCUACUGCGGACAUCUCCAUCGAAUAUUGGAUGGAGCACACCACCUACCAUGGGUACACUGACGAGCAUCCUGUCAUCCAGAACUUCUGGCUGGCUGUCCAAAGCCUGAACCCCGAUCAACAACGCAACUUACUGUUCUUUGCUACCGCCGUGCGGUAUCUUCCUUCCAUAGGCUUUGCCGGCCUGUCCGAGCGCUUUCACAUCCACCACACGGAUGCCGCACCAGAGAGCCUUCCCAGAGCGCACACAUGCUAUUUUCAACUAGUGCUUCCCGCUUACGGUUCUUACGAGCUGAUGAAGCAACGGUUGAUGACAAUAGUGCAGCAGCACGUUGUGGAAGGGUUUGGAGAAGUGUGACGAAGCCAAACAUCAGUGUCAUUUUAGGGGGGUCGUUGAGAUGGACAUAUACACUGAGAUCUGGGCUCGCUCCUUCGGUGAGAAGCGCUCGCUGAAGGCAGUUGCAAUCAUGAUAGAUUUGAG